UGAAUCUGAUUUCUGGCUCAUUCCACGAUGGAGUCAUGCUGUAUUCUCAUGCCCUAAAUGAGACUCUGGAUCGGUCAGGUGUGAGGCCCCCAGGGGACGUUAUCAAUAAGAGGAUGUGGAAUCGCACAUACCAUGGGGUUACUGGACUCGUUCAACUGGAUGAGAAUGGCGAUCGGGAGAUUGACUUUGCUCUAUGGGACAUGACCGACACGGGUACAGGAGUUUAUCAGAUUGUGUCCGUGUAUAAUGGCAGUCAGAAGCGGAUGAUUCCGGAGCCAGGGAUGAAGGUGUACUGGCUGAAGGGAAGUCCGCCUCCAGAUAUCCCACUGUGUGGCUUCAAAAAUGACAACCCUGCCUGUCUGGCAAAGACGGUCACCAUGCACCAGAUGAUCUCCAUAGUGGUGUGCUUCAUUUUUAUCAUCAUCGUAACCGUCACAGUCUUCAUAUACAGGAAGCUGAAGCUGGAGAAUGAGUUGACCGCUCAGCUGUGGCGUGUGCACUGGGAGGACAUCCAGUGGAGUAACAUGGAGAAGGUGCUGCGCAGAGCCUGCAGCAAACUCACCAUGUCAUUGAGAGGCUCUAACUACGGCUCACUGCUGACUAUGGAGGGAAACUUCCAGAUAUAUGCCAAGACUGGCUAUUACAAGGGAAACAUAACAGCCAUUAAGUAUGUCAACAAGAAACGCAUCGAGCUCACCAGGAGAGUGCUGUUUGAACUCAAGCAUAUGCGUGAUGUACAGAAUGAACACCUGACACGCUUUAUCGGCGCUUGUAUCGACCCACCCAACAUCUGUAUCCUUACUGAGUACUGUCCUCGAGGAAGCUUGCAGGACCUCAUGGAGAGUGAAGGAAUCACGCUGGAUUGGAUGUUUCGCUAUUCUCUGAUCAAUGACAUUGUUAAGGGAAUGGUGUUCCUCCACAACAGCGUCAUUGUCUCCCACGGCAACCUGAAGUCUUCCAAUUGCGUGGUGGACAGCCGCUUCGUGCUGAAGAUCGCUGAUUAUGGCCUGGGAAGUUUCCGCAAGGAGAACAACUUGGAGGACAUGCACGCUCUCUAUGCACGCAAGCUGUGGACAGCCCCCGAGCUUCUGCGUGCUGACAACCCACCUGUGUGUGGGACACAAAAAGGUGACGUCUACAGCUUUGGCAUCAUCCUGCAGGAACUCGCCCUGCUGAAGGGCGUCUUCUACCUGGAAGGCCCCUGUCUCAGCCCUAAAGAGAUCAUAGAGCGUGUGGCGGAGGGCCGCUGGCCGUACCUGCGUCCCCUGCUGUGUCCUCAGAGCCACAGCGAUGAGUUGGGACAGCUGAUGCAGCGCUGCUGGUCAGAGGACGUCAACGAGAGGCCCGACUUCAACCAGAUUAAAGUACUGCUCCGCAAGAAUAACCGUGGAUAUGGUUCCAACAUCCUGGAUAACCUCCUGUCCCGUAUGGAGCAGUAUGCCAAUAACCUGGAGGAGCUGGUGGAGGAGAGGACACAGGCGUACCAUGAGGAGAAACGUAAAGCUGAGGCUCUGCUCUAUCAGAUCCUCCCACACUCAGUGGCUGAGCAGCUGAAGCGAGGUGAGAUGGUGCAGGCAGAAGCCUUUGACUCGGUCACCAUCUACUUCAGUGACAUUGUGGGCUUCACCGCAUUAUCAGCCGAAAGCACACCGAUGCAGGUGGUGACACUGCUGAAUGAUCUCUACACUUGCUUUGAUGCAAUCAUCGACAAUUUUGACGUGUACAAGGUGGAAACCAUCGGUGACGCGUACAUGGUUGUGUCAGGCCUUCCUGUGAGGAACGGGAAACUGCACGCACGCGAGAUCGCCCGCAUGUCUCUGGCUCUGCUGGAGGCCGUUCACUCCUUUCAAAUCCGCCACCGACCCAACCAGCAGCUUCGCCUACGCAUCGGCAUCCACAGCGGCCCCGUGUGUGCAGGGGUGGUUGGUUUGAAAAUGCCUCGGUAUUGUUUGUUUGGCGAUACAGUCAACACAGCUUCACGCAUGGAAUCCAAUGGAGAAGCCCUGAAGAUCCAUGUUUCAGAGGCCACUCGAGCCAUCCUGCAGGAAUUCAACUGCUUCCAGCUGGAGCUCAGGGGAGAUGUGGAGAUGAAGGGAAAGGGACGGAUGAGGACAUACUGGCUGCUAGGAGAGAUCAGCUCCAAUAAUGCCUAAAAACUGACGGACAAGGAGAAAGAGCAGUGCACCUGAGAGGAGAGAACAAAACAAACGCAUCUAAACAAGUACUGGGACCGUGUGAAACAGCGGGAUGAAAGACGGUUUCUUCAGAAAAAGAUCAGACUUACAGUAGAAAGUAAUGUUUCAAAACUUGGGUUUGUUCAGCAUUCAUCUCCCAAAAGCUUCAAGUUAUUGCUUCAUGGGAAUCCAGUUGUGACUUCUUUUGCCAAGUAAACUCAAAAGAAAAAGACUAUACUUGAGCAGAAUCAGUGAGUGUUGAGUUGAACGGACCUUCUGCUGGUGUGACCGGAUCGAGUGUUUACGGGUCUCGUAGGACUUUUGAAUUCUGUUUUGUUGCGAUAGGUCUUCGCCAGAUUUUUUACAGCAGUCAUCAGGAGUCCUCUGGGUCUGUUUGUUGUCGUUCAUGUUAUUGGUCAUGCAGAGACACAGUGCUGUAGUUUUUUUAGCCAUGCAAAAUGUUCUCGAGUCCUCCUCUGGGAUGCAGGUCAGUUCAGAUCUCUUCUAUCUUCCAUAUCCGAUCCAGUCAGCAGAGGGUUUUGAACCACAGAUGAAAGUUACGCACAUAACAGAAAUAAUAAUAAAUGGCAAGUGUGAAUACGAAAGCAUAGAAAUGUGCAAUGAUGGAUUUUGUUCUCAGAUCUCAAGACCAUUUCCCAGCAGAAAUCCACAUGUAUUGAUGUUGCAAUAGUGUUUCGGAUGAAACCAGCACAGGGAUGUUCUUGUCUUCAUUUAAUAGCAGGAUUUACUGUCCCCAUGAAGUCAACAAGAAACAUCAACACUUUUAACUUCCAGAAUGUGAGAUAUUUCCAAAUGGAACUUGAUUUUAUCCAUUGGGUUUUAAUUUAAGUAUUAUUAGUGGUUAAUAUUGUUGUGCUCCAUUUACGAGAUUCCACUCUGAUCC
Messenger RNA from Sinocyclocheilus grahami, 3078 nucleotides. It is a transcript of the gene npr1a, whose product is annotated as natriuretic peptide receptor 1a. Gene Ontology annotation, biological process: receptor guanylyl cyclase signaling pathway; intracellular signal transduction; protein phosphorylation. The transcript is spliced from 18 exons. The record is from RefSeq and is a predicted model, not a curated record. Lineage: Eukaryota; Metazoa; Chordata; Actinopteri; Cypriniformes; Cyprinidae. Bases 36 to 2153 code for a protein of 705 amino acids. Gene Ontology annotation, molecular function: protein kinase activity; peptide receptor activity; adenylate cyclase activity. Gene Ontology annotation, cellular component: plasma membrane.